Bacillus rossius redtenbacheri is the source of this 2467-nucleotide messenger RNA. RefSeq names its product aspartate aminotransferase, cytoplasmic-like. Gene Ontology annotation, cellular component: cytosol. The transcript has 8 exons. Gene Ontology annotation, biological process: L-aspartate biosynthetic process. The record is from RefSeq and is a predicted model, not a curated record. Lineage: Eukaryota; Metazoa; Arthropoda; Insecta; Phasmatodea; Bacillidae. Bases 19 to 1881 code for a protein of 620 amino acids. Gene Ontology annotation, molecular function: pyridoxal phosphate binding; L-aspartate:2-oxoglutarate transaminase activity.
UUGAUCUCUCCUAGGACAAUGGCGGGCAGGUUCCAAGGAAACGGCUCUUCGGCGAGUCUGACGGAGUUGUCGGAGCUGCGGCGGCGCUACGCCAGCGACGACUCCGACCAGAAAGUAGAGCUGCUGAUGGGAGCUUACAGACACGACGACGGGCUGCCGUGGGUGCCCCCGGCGGUGCGCCUGGCGGAGCAGCAGCUGCAAGAGGACGCUCCCAGCGACCACCAGUACAUGCCCUUCCUGGGAGACAAGGAGUUCCGGCUGCUCGCCAGCCGCGUGGUGCUGGGCCAGAACUCGCCGGCGCUCCUGGAGGGCAGGGUGGUGUGCGCACAGACGCUGGGAGGCACCGGCGCGCUCAGCAUGGGCGCCCGGUUCUUGCACCAGGUGCUCAACUGCCGCACCAUCUACUUCUCCUCGCCCACGUGGCAAAUCCACGAGUCGGUGUUCACGGCGGCCGGGUUCCGGGACGUGAGGCACUACCGCUACUGGAGCGCCUCCGGGCUCAGCCUGGACUUCAGAGGCAUGAUGGAGGACCUGGAGGCGGCUCCCCGGGACUCGGCGGUGCUGCUGCAGGCGUGUGCGCACAACCCCACCGGCAUGGACCUGUCGCGCGACCAGUGGCGCCGGGUGGCCGAUCUCGUGCAGGAAAAGAAGCUGUUGCCUUUCAUGGACUGCGCCUACCAGGGCUUCGCCUCGGGCGACUUGGACAACGACGUGUGGCCGGUCAGGUACUUCGUGGAGCGGGGCAUCGAGUUCCUGUGCGCCCAGUCGUUCUCCAAGAACAUGGGACUGUAUGACGAGAGGCUGGGUUGCCUGCUGGUGGUCGCGAGCCACGCUGCCAGCUGCCCGCACGUCGUGUUCCACCUGGAGCAGAUCGAGCUGGCAGCGUACCUGACCGUACCGAGGCACGGCAGCCGGACCGCCGCCAGGAUCCUGCGCGACGCGGAGCUGUGCCAGCAGUGGAAGCGGGACAUCGCGGCCAUGUCUGGCCGGGUGCGGCGCAUGCGCGAGGAACUGCGACGUGGCCUGGAGGAGGUUGGCGCGCCUGGGUCGUGGAGCCACAUCACGGACCAGAUCGGCAUGUUCUCCUACACCGGCCUGUCGCCGGAAGCGGUGAAACACAUGGUGAACGACUACCACGUCUACAUGCUGUCGAGCGGCCGCAUGAACAUGUGUGGCGUCACGAGCCACAACGUGUCGUAUAUCGCCACAGCGAUCCGCAACUCCAUCCUACGCGCAACGUCCGGGGAUGCUAAGCACCUGAACGGCUUGUCCGCCAGCAAUAAAAAGCUCCAGAACGGAACGUCCGCCGGCGACGCUAAGCAUCUGAACGGCAUGUCCCCUGGCGACGCUAAGCACCUGAACGGCAUGUCCACUGGCGACGCUAAGCACCUGAACGGCAUGUCCACUGGCGACGCUAAGCAUCUGAACGGCAUGUCCACUGGCGACGCUAAGCAUCUGAACGGCAUGUCCACUGGCGACGCUAAGCAUCUGAACGGCAUGUCCACUGGCGACGCUAAGCAUCUGAACGGCAUGUCCACUGGCGACGCUAAGCAUCUGAACGGCAUGUCAACUGGCGACGCUAAGCAUCUGAACGGCAUGUCAACUGGCGACGCUAAGCAUCUGAACGGCAUGUCAACUGGCGACGCUAAGCAUCUGAACGGCAUGUCAACUGGCGACGCUAAGCAUCUGAACGGCAUGUCAACUGGCGACGCUAAGCAUCUGAACGGCAUGUCAACUGGCGACGCUAAGCAUCUGAACGGCACGUUCAUGAGCAUCCCGUCAACGACCGAAAUCCAACAAAAUGGUACCAGUUUGGGCGUAGCCAAGAAUAAUGUGAACUACAUUUUCAAUAAACUUCCCAAUGGGGUAUAUAUACCAUAAUGGCCAUGCUUGAGAGGCAAAAGGCAUGGCAACUGCUAGUACUUACCUAUGUACAUUUCAAAAAAUCAUUAUUUAUUUACAAACAUGUAUACCACUACCUCGCUAUAUUUCUCUGUUUUAUUUUUUUAUUUUUUAAAGAAGACUGAUAGGGGACUUAAGGGUGUUUUUUAUUGUUAGAAAAGACAAAAAAAUUUUUUUAGCAAAAAUUUUAUCUAAAUGGACUUUUUUUUAACUUAGAAGGCUUCAAAUGUGCUAUUUUAUGUGUAAUUUAUAAUCUAAGGCACUAUAAAAAAUAUAUUUUUCAAGAGCAACCUCCAAUCCAGCUCAGACCCUGCAUUAAGAAAGCCAUAUUCUAAUAGCACCUUGCAAUGUGUGUGUUGUGUAUGUGACACAUCAUUAUGAAAAAUGUAUGCAGUUUAUGUUAGGUUGAACGUGUAAAUGCACAUACAUAUCAUUUGACAUCCAGUGAAUGUACAACAUGAAAGGUCAUUUUUUAUUCAUGGUCCUUAGACAUAGACUUGUUAUUUACUACUGUAUAUAUUUAUGCACUGUUGUGAAAGAAAUAUAUUUAUUUUCAUAACUAAAA